Messenger RNA from Selaginella moellendorffii, 2362 nucleotides. Its product is annotated as ubiquitin carboxyl-terminal hydrolase 17. The transcript is spliced from 11 exons. Gene Ontology annotation, molecular function: cysteine-type deubiquitinase activity; cysteine-type endopeptidase activity. Gene Ontology annotation, biological process: protein deubiquitination. The record is from RefSeq and is a predicted model, not a curated record. NCBI's taxonomy places the organism in Eukaryota, Viridiplantae, Streptophyta, Lycopodiopsida, Selaginellales, Selaginellaceae. Gene Ontology annotation, cellular component: cytosol; nucleus. The coding region runs from base 79 to 2184 and encodes 701 amino acids.
CGUGGCAGUGGGAUACCGGCUCUGCCAGUAAAAGCCCGGGAAACUUAGGGCAGCGCCCUAGCUGGAAGAAGAGCAGUCAUGGCGGCUACGGCUAGGGUUUGUGAGCGCCAGGAUCAGCUCCCUUUUCUGGAGCGCCGGAUCUUGUUCCAUCCCGCCAAAGACACUGCAUUGCUCGCGGCAUUGCCUCCAGGUAUCGAGCCGCUCAAUCACGGAUUCAAUGCGGCGACUCCUCCUCCUCCUCCGAGCCUUUCCAAGUCGCCCGAUGGCAAAGGGAUCAAGCGAUCGUGGGAGGAAGCGAAUGGCGAGCCGCAGAAGGAUUUUGGCGAGAAUGUGCUACCCGAGCUGGGAGCUCCCCUCCGGAUUGGAGCCGGGCUUACAAAUCUCGGUAACACUUGCUUCCUCAACUCUGUCUUGCAAUGCCUUACGUACACGCAGCCCUUGGCGGAGUUUCUCAAAAGCGGCCAACACAAGCUCUUGUGUCGAAAGUCUGGAUUUUGUGCAAUGUGCGCUCUGGAAGGGCACGUCAAGAAUGCGUUGCAGUCAUGGGGAAAGGUGAUAGCUCCCAAUCAUAUGGUGAAAAACUUGCGCAGCAUAUCACGUGCGUUUCAACCUUGGAGACAGGAAGAUGCGCAUGAGUUUUUAAGAUAUCUCAUGGAGGCUUUGCAGAAAGACUGUCUUCCUAGCAAAACGCCGAUGAACUCUCCGGAACAAGAAAAAACUCUUCUGUACAAAAUCUUCGGUGGUCGUCUUCGAAGUCAGGUGAAAUGCAGUAAUUGUCUGGAACGUUCAGAAACUGUUGAUCCUUUUCUAGACCUGAGCUUGGACAUCACACGGGCAGACUCGCUGGGCAAGGCCCUCGCAUGGUUUACAGCCAAUGAGAUACUCGAUGGUGAUAACAAGUAUCACUGCGAGAAAUGCAAGAAGAAAGUGCGUGCCAUAAAGCGGUUUACGAUCGAAACCGCGCCAAACGUCCUAACAGUUCAGUUCAAGCGUUUCAGCAGCACUGGCUUACAUGGGCAAAAGAUAGACAAGAAGGUUCACUUUGGAAGAAAGCUAGACAUCACUCCUUUUAUGAGUAACGCCAGGGAUGGUGCGGUUUAUGACUUGUAUGGUGUGCUGGUGCACGCGGGGUGGUCAACCCGUUCUGGACACUACUAUUGUUUUGUACGCACUUCCUCCGAUAUGUGGCACGUCUUAGAUGACUCUCGGGUUCAACAGCUGAGCGAACAAACUGUUCUGAACCAAAAGGCUUACAUACUCUUCUAUAUUCGUAAGACGCCAACACAGAGACUCCCCUCGGCGCCUGCUACAGAGAUUUCAGGAAAGAAGAUUGCUACCACAAAGACUCUUCAUAUGCCGGAUGCUGUGCCAGCUGCUAAAAUCGAGGAAAGGGAAACAAGUUUACGAGAGCAGGAAGUCCCCGCUGCUGGUAUAACCAAGGAAAGAGAAGAAAAUUCGCCAGAUAAAGUUGUUACAGCCAAAGCAAAGGAAACUGUGCCAGCUGCUACGGAUGAGGAGGGAAAAGCAAUUUCGGAAGAGGACAUCUGUUCUCCUCUCUCCCCUGUAGCUCCUUCCGCGGAAAAGCGUGCUAGUCCUGAGCCAGAAUUGAAAAAGGAGGGAACUGUCCCGGCAAGCAGAAUCGAGCCCGAAAAUCAAGCGCCUUCGAUGGUGGACAAGGGGUCAACUAAAAAGCUGGACAAACGUGAUCCGGAAAAACCUGAGAGAGAAUUACCGAAAGGCCAAAUCUCCCUCAGGAAGUUCGACACGGAUCCGCCAAGAAGACCUGAGAAGGGCUACCUGAAGUUACUUAAAGCUAUGCCCAAGAACAGGCGCUUGUUGAUGGAAAAGGCUCUUGAAGGUGGAAUUGCUGAAGGGACGGCUGCCUCCAAAAGCAAAAAGCUCGUGGAGAACGACGAUCCCAAGAAGAAAAAGAAGUGCAGUCCGAAUGAGCUGUUUGGAACUGGAGUUGCACGAUGGGAGGGCGUCGACGGGAAAGAAGUCGAUGGCUUUCUCAGCCAAGAACACAAGGUCUCAACAAAGAGACCCGAUGAGUGGGAUGAAGAGUAUGACCGUGGUAGACUUAAAAAGCUCCGACGAAGUGCCGGAGGUGGAAGGCUCACUCCUCUGAAAAGCUGCGAGAACGCGAAUCCAUUCCAAGUUCUUACUUCCAAAAAGAAGAGCUGAAGUUUCUUCAUAACCGCGAGUGUAAACUAAAGAGGGAAGAAUCUAAAAUUUUUUAAAAUCUACUGCGCGCGAGAAAGAUAUGCCACCGCAGGACGGAAUAUACGACCACAGUGGAGCCAUCUCGUACAGUCGUGGUGGCGGCUUCCGCGAGAGAGGAAUAAAAUUACAAUGGCGACGA